AUGGCUGGGCAAAUAUCAGAAUCUGAUCAGACCAAACAGUUCAAAGAGAUUCUCAGAAUACACAAUAAAUUUGCAGAAAACUGCUUCCUGGCUUGCCUAAAGGAUUUCACUAUCAGAGAGGUUAAAGCAGAAGAGGAGUACCAUAUUCAGCAGAACAAAGCUUUAGCAGCUAAAGCAGGACUACUUGAACAACCUCUUUAG
This is a messenger RNA of Antrostomus carolinensis (chuck-will's-widow), 201 nucleotides long. Its product is annotated as mitochondrial import inner membrane translocase subunit Tim9. The transcript is spliced from 2 exons. The coding region runs from base 1 to 201 and encodes 66 amino acids. NCBI's taxonomy places the organism in Eukaryota, Metazoa, Chordata, Aves, Caprimulgiformes, Caprimulgidae. The record is from RefSeq and is a predicted model, not a curated record.